Messenger RNA from Caenorhabditis briggsae, 1947 nucleotides. The transcript is spliced from 9 exons. The coding region runs from base 1 to 1947 and encodes 648 amino acids. The record is from RefSeq and is a predicted model, not a curated record. Gene Ontology annotation, biological process: negative regulation of toll-like receptor 9 signaling pathway; apoptotic process. Lineage: Eukaryota; Metazoa; Nematoda; Chromadorea; Rhabditida; Rhabditidae.
AUGACAUCCGUAAUCGGCGACUUUGAACGAGCUGGUAGGGAGGAAAAGUUCAAAAAGCAGCAGCAACAUCAAUCACGCUCUCAACUCUCCAGUCCAUCAAAUGUCGUUUUUUCUCUAGAAAAAAGUGUUAUUUUAGUCAAAAACUUUUCUAAUUCCUGUUUUCCCAGGGUUUCCAUGGAAACCCGUUCAUUUUUUUUUGAUUUUCACUCCAGAAUGGUACGCGGUGGUCCGCAACUACGCACCCGUAGCCCUCGCCCAUUGAUACUACAGAACCAAAUCAACAAGUGGAGAAACGAUGAGAGCUCGUCGAUUUCGUCAGCCGAUUCGGCGCUUGAAGAGCUUGCAUUUCUCCACUCGGCACCAGAUCGGCAAAAGAAUCAAAAAUGGGAAUGGUUGAGGCGAGAAGCGAGGAAUUUUGUGGAUGACGUCAUCAAUGCGUUCGAGACAGGGACACCCGGAGAACAUGCUGCCCAGCAGGAGACCGAAAAAUUGUCGGCCGUGCAGUUGAGGAAGGAUAUUAAGCGAUUUUAUUCCGCGGUCCAUCCCUACCUGGAAGUCUUUUCCGCCCUCUACGACAUCAUAAUGUGGAAGAAUCCCCUAUCCACCCUAUUGCUCAUCCUAACCAUCAUCUAUUCCCUCUACCGUGGAUGGCUCGCAACGUUGCUCUUGGCUUUAUUGAUCUUCCAAUUAUCGAUUAAUUAUCUUCACUCCGUCAAAAAUAUCGAUUUGGGAUGGAUGUUCCUGCCCAAGAAGCAGGUCAUCAUGCCCAAAUUUGACAUUUCCGGGGCCCAGUUGAUUUUUGAUAUCGCCAAGUUGGCCCAGAAACUGUUAAGACUGGCUACGAAUAUUCUGGAGAAGCUGGAAUCCCUGUUCCUCUGGAAGAAUCCAAAAGUGACACGUGUCUUUCUGAUUCUAUCGAUUUAUUGGUUCUUCUGGACCGUACUCUUCUCAACGGGCACUUGUAUUGGAUGGACCGUACUGGCAAUUGGCAUCCGUAUAUUUUUCACCACAUAUCUUUUCGAAAGAUUCCCAAAAUUGAAAUAUCGAUUUGACACUUAUGGCUAUUUCUACCGUAAUCUUCCAAUUCGAGGGAAUUUCGUUUCUACACCGAGAAGUCAACAAGCGGCAAGAGGUGGGCAAGGACAAGGACCUACACCGGCAAGUGCAAGAAGCGUCACUAGCACGAUUGCUCAGCAUAACUUGGAGAGAAUUCAUGGAGCACACAGCCAUCAGGAGCCAGAGGAGCGAUGUCACACUCCUAGCUCCAGGAGCCUAUCCGCAUUUGCCACCGGCGAGAAAUUCGAGUCCCGCCUAGGAUCAAACUUCAAUUUGGACCAAUCAGCGGCCGUGAAUUUGCUCCUGGGACCACACCACCGUAACCCUCAACACCCUGCACAUCAUCUACAGUAUGACUCGAGUCCUCAUUUGGACACACAUUCAGAAAACUUGGUGGAUUCUCCGAAUGCUGAAAAUAUUUCACUGCCUGGGGGAAUAAAUUUGGAAUUUGGAGGCGCAGGACCGUCUAGGAAUCCAAGUAUUGAAGAAAAUGAAGAGCUGGAGCACACCUCGGAGUGUGCUGACCCAAUUAUUGAUAAUGUUAUUGCUUUCCGGAGUUGUGUGAUGAACGAAAAAGAGCGACUUUUUCCAAUGGGAAUCACACCGGGGAUACUGUACCUGACAGAUGCAGCACUCGUUUUUCGGGCUCGAAACCAGUCGGAUGAUAAGGAGCAGUUGAUGAUGCUUUUUCAUGAUUUAAAAGUCAUUAAAAAGACACAAUCACUCCGAUCAAUGUCGCUGAUCACUGGAACCCGUAAAAGCCUUGAAAUUCACAUGGAAGGCCGUCGUAAGCCGGUCCAAUUCAUGGGACUCGCGAAACGCGACGAUUUUGUCACACGGAUUCAACUGAUGUGUCGGAAUGCGUCGGCUGAUGUACAGUUCUCCGAAUAA